UGGCCUAGAAAAAACCUAGUAGUUAUUUUUCAUAUUUGGGAGGCUUGGAAGCUGAAAUAAGGAGCCUGCAGGUUUGGUGUCUGAUGAAGGUGGGCUCCCUGGCUGCCAGAGAUCCAUCUUUUUACUAUGACCUCCAGGGGAAAGGGCAGAUGAGACCCCCUGGACACAGCCCCAGGACCCAACACUCCCCAAAGGCCCUCCUUCCUAAUCCCAACACUGGAGGCCAGGAUUUCAAGGUGUAAUUGGGCGGGGAAAGGGCACAAGCAUUCAGACCAUAGCACAUGGGAGCAGACUGGGAUGGGGUAGGGCAGGAAAGAGAUGAGGCUAGGGAGAAUGGUUAGAGAAAGACUUCAGUAAUUAAAUGAGAGAGUGAAGUCUCACAUUAGACUAGGGACAGGGACGAAGAAGUGAGGAAUGGAUGGUUCUUGAAUUCCAGGGUCCUGGACGCUGUCAGGGACAAAUAUGACAACUUCUGGAGGGGAGGGAACCAUCCAUUGUGGUUUGAGUUCAGUUUCAGGCAUUCUGGCUUUGAUGUGCUGGUGGAGCCAAGGGAAGUAUGUCCAGCCAACAGGUGGAAAAUAGAGCUGAAUUUGGGACGUCAGCUGGGCAGCUGUUUGCUUGUGGUCAUGGGGCAAGGCAAGAUGAGUUAGACAAGGGGAAAGGAGACAGUAGGACUGAGACACUUUGGUUCUUGAUUUCUGAUUGGUGAAUAGCAUGUGAAAGAAGCACCAGCAGGAGGCAUUGGGAGGAGAACCCAUCAGAGCAGAGUGCCUAGAACCAUGGACUUUGCCUCUGCAUGCCUCCAAUGACAAUUGCCACUUUCUUCAUGUAGGACAGAGCUUUUAUAGGGUCAGAACGCUGCAGGAAAAUCAAAAGAAGAGGUGCAGUAUUGAAAGAAAGAAAGAGAGAGAAAGAGAGAGAGAAAGAGAAAGAAAGAAAGAAAGAAAGAAAAAGAAAGAAAGAAAGAAAGAAAGAGAGAGAGAGAGAGAGAGAGAGAAAGAAAGAAAGAAAGAAAGAGGAAGGUUAACAGGACUAUUUCAGGAGAGCUGUGAGGAUGAGUUGAAGUUACAGUGAUAUGAUCAGGAAAUCUGAUUGAUGGAAAUAGACCUAAUUCUCUUACCCCAGGGAAGUUGAGUGGGUCAGGGAAUAUAAGACAUCAGUUAUUAGGGUGCGAAGUGUCUGUGGCUAUGUUUUUUAUUGAUUGAUGUUUUAAGAAGGAAAAUUAAACACAAUUAUAAACUUUGUGCAAAGGUUUUCAGAGUGUGCACCUGAUCUUAUAGGUGUCCCCAGGACCCUCCUGGGGUUUGUAAGGUGAAAACUCUUUGUAUAAGUUUCCAUUUCCCUUAUGUUGACAUUUGCACUGAUGGCACAAAGCAGCAGUUGUCAGUGAAGCUUGUGACACCUUAAUAAAUGCACAUCAAAGCAGGGGCAGUGGCUACACUAGUAGUCAGGGCAUCCUUUACUGCUAUGGAAGCAUCAAAAAUAGUUCACCCAAGAAUGUCCUUGGCAGAGCACUUAAAUGAUGGUGUUAAAUCUUGACCCUUGACUACUCAUGUUUUUAAUGUUCUGUGUGACAAGAUGGGAAAUGUGCACAAAGCACUCCUGCAUGCUGAAGUAGGGUGGUUGUCUUGAGGGAAAGUGCUUGUGUGAUGGCUUGAGUUGCAAGCUGAACUAGCCACUUUUUAAAUGGAGCAUCAGUGUUAUUUGAAAGAAUGAUCUACAAACCAUGGUUAGUCAUAAAUAGGUAUUUGGCACACAUUUUCUCAAAAAGGCAUGAAAUGAGCCUGUCAUUUCUAGUGGAAAACAAGAACAAAAGCAAAAGACUGAAAGGAUUAGUUGCUAAUGAAAAAGCUUGACCUUUCAAAUGAGAAUCAGGGGUUUGGGAAAUGUGCAUCUGUCACAGUGAUUCUGAUGGCUUGCUAAGACUUUUUGUUUGAGAUCUGUGGUGAUAAGGAAUUUUGAUAUGAUAUAGUGUGCCAGCAUUUCUAAGAACUACAAAGUCAAUAUUUCCCAAAUGAUCCAAUGUACGAUGUUAGAAAAUCUUGCAUAAAAAAUAGUGCUAUUUAACGUGUAAAAAGGGAUCAUUGGAUUUUCCAUAAGAGUACAAGAAGUUCAUUGAUCGGAUUCAGAGUCAAUGUUGUGACUUACCUUUAAGAAACUAUUUAUCAGAUUUUGUUUAGGUAUCAAAGAAUAAUCUGUAAUUAACUGAAGAGGCCCCUCUCUCUGGCUGCAGUUUUUCACAUCCUGCAAUCCAAAGAACAUAGCUCAACAGAUUGAAUGCAGAAGCAGACAGAAUCCAGCUGUCUUCCAUUAAAUCAGGCAUUAAAGAGAUUAGUAAAAAAUGUAAAACUACGUCAUUCUUCUGAACUUUUAAAAUUGAAAGUCUAUAGUUAAUUUUUAUUAAGCUGUCAGUGUCAUUUUAAGUAAUACAAACUCUUAGUUUUAAUUUCUAGUACAAUAAAUAUUGAUAUAAUUCAUGAGCCAAGCUCUUUGGAGUCCUCAGUAAUUUUUAAGAUUGAGCCCUGAAACUUUAAAGUUUGAAAACCCACAGGCUUGAAGGAAGAGAAGAGAGGGAGGAAAACAAGAAGAUGAGAAAAUGGAUCUGCAGUCUGUUAGUUGCUAGGUUGAAGGGCGGAGGAGGUAAGCGCCAGUCUGACUAAAGAGAAAACGUACAUUCAGGACACUUUUCUAAAGAAGAAAUCAGGGGUCAGUGCUGUGACGUAGUGGGCUAAGUUUCUGCCUGAGGCACCUGCAUCCCAUAUAGGCACUGAUUCAAGUCUUGGCUGCUCCUUUUCUGAUCCUGCUCUCUCCUCAAUGCCUGAGAAAGCAGUGGAAGAUGGUGCAAGUGCUUGGGCCUCUGCAUCCUUAUGAGAGAGCUAGAAGAAGCUCCUGCCUCCUGGCUCCCAGCUUCAGAUCAACUCAGUUCUGGCCAUUGCAGCCAUUUGGGGAGUGAACCUGUGGAUGGAAGACCUUUUUGUCUCUCCCUCUGUCUGUAACUCCAUCUCUCAAGUAAAUAAAUCUUUGAGAAAAAAAAAUAAAGAAGAAAUUGUAAGUUUGGUGUUAGGAUGAAGUGAAUCAGAUGAAAAGCUUAAAGAUAAUUGCAUGAUCACCGUGUUCUAGUAUUGCAGACUAAAAAUAAUUAUUGAGACAGCAGGUUCAUUGAUAGAAGGUCCUUUUUAAGUACUACUUUUUUUGAAGUCCACGGAGGGAGGGAAUGGAGAUAGCUGAGGAGGAGGAGCAGCCAGAAAGAAACAGGAAGAUGCUGGCACAUAGAAAUCAGGGAAGGCAACAGAUUCAACAGGAAGCAGCUGUGGGGAAGUAGAGGCGGGACAAUCAAGGGCCUGUCCCACUUAGCAAACCUGAUUCACAAGUACCAUCUUGGAAACUUGGCAUUGAGUCAGUUGUUGAAGGUCCCAUAAUCAUAUUCUUAACAAUGCCCAGUGCUCUGCAGAGUUUGAGGAGGAGAUGAGCGGAGAGGAGUAUCCUUUUGCUGGAAUGAGCACUGCCAGUCUCCAGGGACCCUCCUGGCUGCCCUGGAGUGUGGCUUGAAGAAGCAGGAAUUAGAUGACAGAGGAAAGCAGUAGCUCCCAGGCAACUUGGCGUUUGGUAGUCAGAAAAGGGGGUAGAUUUGUUGUCUUGGGAUAGUACAUUCAGAAAAAGCUAUUUGAGGCAGAUAAAUUAUAAACACUUAAACAUUUAUAUUUUUAGGUAGGAGAAAUACAUAUAAGCACAUUCAAAAUAGGUAUGAACUUGUAAAACCAAAAAAUGAAAUAAGGGUGAGGAAGUGUGGGCUGUUGGUGUUAAAAUUGUAGACAUAACGAUCAGUUUGAUAGCAUCCUGUGGAUUUUAAGGUGUUUCACACACACGAUUAAUUUGGAGCCUCACGUCCAGUGGGAAGUGGAUGCAGCCACUUCAGUGAUGAGGAAGUUGGGGUUCAGCAGCAUAAGGCUUUAGGAUAGACAGACAGCAUCCUUCUUCCAAGACAGUAGAGCGGGGUGAGAGGAGAACUGGGAGAGGCACUGAUGGUUAGGAGUUAUGGUGGUGGUAACUGGGGAUCUGGUCAGGUUAUAAGCUAUUGCUCAGUGCGGUGCCCCCAAACGUAGUCCAAGAAGACGUGAGUAGCAAAAUGGAGGCAGGCAGGAGGCAAUCCCAGCACGGGCCAUUACCUUCAUCCUGCGGCUAACCUUCUGCAAUAGUGCCGUGUUGAGAACUUCGUGGAAAUGUCUUUGUGAGGAAUACCACUCUCCACUUGCCCAAGGGAUGCCUAGCAGGGACAAGGCCUACUAUUCUCUCAAUUCCAAACAUGCCCACCAUAAAUUCUUUGGAUUUUUAAGGAUAUGGCAUGCAAAGUGUUGUUAAGAAAUGAGGCCUUUCUUGUGUGCAGCGCUUAUCCCUCUGGUGUUAGGUAAGGCGUACCCAUUAUUGCUGACUGAUUUCAUAUUAGCAGUGUGAAUAAAUAUAGACCAUUUAGAAUAGCCCAUUAGAAUUUUGUUUGGAGGUCGUUUUAGAGUAAUAAUUACCUUGGAGAUAAUCAUCUGUAUUCAGAGCAGAGUGCUUGGGGAAGUGCUUGGAGGUAGAAAUGCAUUUGCAUUUCACAGUCAGGUUUAUCACUGUGAGUUCCCAGGCAACUCAUCUCCCAGAAUGGCACUGUCAUCCUUCACCCACAUGUCCUUUUGCAAGGAUGAAAAGUUGAGUGACACAGGAGUCCUGUGCGUUUGGAAGAGAUGGAGCAGGCUUGAUGUGGAUUCAGGAGUUCAAGCUGACAGGGGCAUUGUAAGAGGAAGGUCCCUAGGAUGGCAUUUUAGAAGAGAAAGCCCAUUGGGAAGCCUUUGGAAGAAAGAAAAUUGCUGUGGGCUGAUGGAUGUGAGAUGGAAUAGUCUCCACUCAUUCUGCCCUGGGUUGUGUUGUACAACUUAGUAUAGUCAGAGUCUGGGUUGAACAGGUGACAGAACUCAUGAAUGUGGGCAUCGCCGUUCAGUGCAGCCCACUGUUCCCCAGUUUUCCUGAAGGUAGAAGGUGGGGUUGGAUGGUUGGUGGUUUGUGAUUUCUCUUAAGUGGAAACCUUGAGAACCCAGGGUGUCCGUCUGCAGUCACAGCAUGGAGGUAGCAAGGAUGGCUGCACGGGGGACCAACGCAGCGUCCGGGGUCUUGCAGAGAAUCCCAGGUGAGCCACGGGCUGUGGUCUUGCUUGUUGUUGGGCACUUUUGUGGCAGCCAAGCCUGUGCAGCUGCACUCUGCCUCCGCAGCUGCCAACUGGGAGGAGCUUCUGGCUCUGUCCCCAGAGUGCUUAAGGUUGAACCAGAAGCAAGACAUUCACAAUUGGGUAACUGUGUGGAGAUUGUUUCAAAAGGAAAGGGGGACUUGCAAUAGAGAAACUGCUGAGAUCCAUCCCUUGCAUAGUUCUUUCCUUCCUCCUGUGUGGGAUCCUCUUCCCUCCCCUAGCCCAGCUGCCACCUAAGAUAAAGCAGCCACCCUGACCACACCUGGGCCAGGGGAGGGCAGGAAAGAGGGCAGUACCCAUCCUGUUCUGAGUGGUGCAGCCCUUGGGUGUGCCGGGAUUGUGCUGAUUUGUUUUGGUCCCCGCCCUCCGUGCCCAAACACCCAUCUACCUUGAGAAUCAAAAUGUUGCUUGAAGUCUCUGGUGGGAAGGGACAUCCGUAGCCCCGCUUUGGGGGUGUGAAGCAAAGGCUGAUAAUGAACCGAGCUGUUCGCCGGCAGCUCAAGAACUGUUGACAAGGCUGGGAUUUUUACUGGGAGAAGGGAUCCCGAGUGCCACACACAUAACCAUGGAAGACAAAAACGAAACCAUGUGCACAGCUCUGAGCCAAGGCAUCAGCCCUUGCUCCACACUAACAAGCAGCACCGCAUCUCCUAGCACCGAUAGCCCCUGCUCAACCUUGAAUAGCUGUGUCAGCAAGACGGCAGCCAACAAAAGUCCCUGUGAGACCAUUAGCAGCCCCAGCUCCACCCUGGAAAGCAAGGACAGUGGAAUCAUAGCCACAAUUACGAGUUCUUCUGAAAAUGAUGACCGGAGUGGCUCCAGUUUGGAGUGGAAUAAAGACGGAAGCCUAAGGUUAGGGGUUCAGAAGGGAGUGCUUCAUGAUCGCAGGGCAGAUAACUGCUCCCCGGUGGCGGAAGAGGAGCCCCCUGGGCCGGCGGAGAGCGGCCUGCCCAAAGCGGAAUCCUCAGCUGGAGAUGGUCCAGUCCCCUAUUCUCAGAGCUCCAGCUCGCUAAUAAUGCCGCGGCCCAACUCAGUUGCAGCAACAAGCUCAACGAAGUUGGAAGAUCUGAGCUACUUAGAUGGACAGAGAAAUGCCCCUCUAAGAACAUCAAUUCGAUUACCAUGGCACAAUACGGCAGGAGGUAGGGCACAGGAAGUUACAGCACGAUUUGUUCCAUAUAAGCCACAAGACAUCUUGUUGAAACCCCUGCUGUUUGAAGUACCAAGCAUAACGACGGACUCUGUGUUUGUGGGAAGGGACUGGCUCUUUCACCAGAUAGAAGAGAACUUGAGGAACACGGAACUGACAGAAAACAGAGGAGCGGUUGUCGUUGGGAACGUGGGAUUUGGGAAGACAGCAAUCAUUUCCAAGUUGGUGGCACUUAGCUGCCACGGGAGCCGCAUGAGGCAGAUUGCCUCCCACAGCCCCAGCUCGUCACCCAAGACAUCUGAUCCCUCCCAGGAGCUUCCUUUCGCUCCGCUGCUUUCACCGGCUUCUUCUACAAGUGGUCCCAACGCGGCUAAAGCACCUGCUGGGUCUGGGGCCCCCGAAAACCAGAGACCAAGAGAGGAUGCAGUGAAAUACCUUGCUUCUAAGGUGGUGGCCUACCACUACUGCCAGGCCGACAACACCUACACCUGCCUAGUCCCCGAGUUCGUGCACAGCGUGGCGGCUCUGCUCUGCCGCUCCCAUCAGCUGGCUGCCUACAGAGACCUUCUGAUCAAGGAGCCACAGCUGCAGAGCAUGCUGAGCCUCAGAUCCUGUGUGCAGGACCCCGUGGCCGCUUUCAAGAGGGGAGUGCUGGAGCCGCUGAUCACCCUGAGAAACGAGCAGAAAAUUCCUGAAGAAGAGUACAUUAUCUUGAUAGAUGGCUUAAACGAAGCGGAGUUUCAUAAACCUGAUUAUGGAGAUACACUUUCUUCAUUUAUCACCAAAAUAAUUUCUAAAUUUCCCGCCUGGCUGAAGUUGAUUGUGACUGUGCGUGCGAAUUUUCAGGAAAUCGUAAGUGCACUGCCCUUCGUCAAGCUCUCCUUGGACGACUUUCCAGACAACCAGCACAUCCACAGCGACCUGCACGCCUACGUCCAGCACCGGGUGCAGAGCAGCCAGGACAUCCUCAGCAACAUCUCCCUGAACGGCAAGGCGGACGCCGCCCUCAUCGGGAAAGUGAGCAGCCACCUGGUCCUGCGCAGCCUCGGCUCCUACCUGUACCUCAAGCUCACCCUGGACCUCUUCCAGAGGGGCCACCUGGUCAUCAAAAGCGCCAGCUACAAGGUGGUGCCGGUGUCUCUGUCCGAGCUCUACCUGCUGCAGUGCAACAUGAAGUUCAGGACCCAGUCGGCCUUUGAGCGAGUGCUCCCCAUUCUGAACGUGGCCCUAGCGUCCCUGCACCCCAUGACGGACGAGCAGAUAUUCCAGGCCAUUAACGCCGGCCACGUCCAUGGGGAGCAGGGGUGGGAAGACUUUCAGCAGCGGAUGGAUGCCCUCUCCUGUUUCCUCGUCAAGAGGAGAGACAAAACCCGCAUGUUCUGCCACCCCUCCUUCAGGGAAUGGCUCGUGUGGAGGGCAGACGGCGAGAACACGGCCUUCCUGUGCGAGCCCAGGAAUGGACAUGCGCUCCUGGCGUUCAUGUUCUCGCGGCAGGAGGGCAAGCUGAACCGCCAGCAGACCAUGGAGCUCGGCCACCACGUCCUGAAGGCGCACAUCUUCAAGGGCCUCAGUAAGAAGACGGGAAUCUCAUCGAGCCAUCUCCAAGCCCUGUGGAUCAGUUACAGCACCGAAGGGCUGUCUGCUGCCCUCGCGUCUCUCAGGAAUCUCUAUACUCCCAACGUGAAGGUGAGCCGUCUCCUGAUCUUGGGAGGGGCCAACGUGAACUACAGGACAGAAGUGUUAAACAACGCCCCCAUCCUGUGCGUCCAGUCUCACCUCGGCCACGAGGAGGUCGUCACUCUGCUCCUGGAGUUCGGCGCCUGCCUGGACGGGAUGUCGGAGAACGGCAUGACCGCCCUGUGCUACGCUGCAGCUGCUGGCCACAUGAAGCUGGUGUGUCUGCUGACCAAGAAGGGGGCGAGGGUGGACCACUUGGAUAAGAAAGGCCAGUGUGCGCUGGUCCACAGCGCCCUGCGGGGCCACAGUGACGUUCUCCGCUUCCUGCUGACCUGUGAGUGGUCGGCGGGGCCGUCGCAGCCGGGGGCACUGAGGAAGAGCCAAGCCCUGCAGCAGGCGCUGACUGCAGCCGCCAGCAUGGGCCACAGCUCGGUGGUCCAGUGCUUGCUGGGAAUGGAAAAGGAACAUGAAAUAGAAGUCAAUGGCACCGACACACUGUGGGGAGAAACAGCCCUGACAGCCGCCACGGGACGGGGCAAGCUGGAGGUGUGCGAGCUGCUGCUGGAGCAUGGAGCUGCCGUGUCUCGGACCAACAGGAGAGGGGUCCCACCUUUGUUCUGUGCCGCACGCCAGGGGCACUGGCAGAUCGUGAGGCUGCUGUUGGAGCGCGGCUGCGACGUGAACCUGAGUGACAAGCAGGGCCGGACGCCCCUCAUGGUGGCCGCCUGUGAAGGCCACUUGAACACCGUGGAGUUUCUCCUUUCCAAAGGUGCUGCGCUUUCUUCUCUGGACAAAGAGGGCCUGUCGGCACUGAGCUGGGCUUGUCUGAAAGGCCACCGGGCCGUGGUCCAGCAUCUGGUGGAGGAGGGAGCCGAGAUAGACCAGACAGACAAGAACGGCCGCACGCCCCUGGACCUGGCUGCCUUCUGUGGUGACGCUGACACCGUGCUGUACCUGGUGGAGAAGGGAGCCGUGAUCGAGCACGUGGACCACAGUGGGAUGCGUCCCCUGGACAGAGCCAUCGGCUGCCGAAACACCUCUGUGGUGGUGACACUCCUCAGGAAAGGAGCCAAACUGGGAAAUGCUGCGUGGGCGAUGGCCACCUCCAAACCUGAUAUUCUGAUUAUACUCUUGCAGAAAUUGAUGGAGGAAGGAAAUGUGAUGUACAAAAAAGGGAAGAUGAAGGAGGCGGCGCAGAGGUACCAGUACGCCCUGAGGAAGUUCCCCCGAGACGGGCUCGGAGAGGACAUGAGGCCGUUCAACGAGCUGCGGGUUUCCCUCUACCUCAAUCUGUCCCGCUGCCGAAGGAAAACGAACGACUUCGGCAUGGCAGAAGAGUUUGCUUCCAAGGCCCUCGAAUUGAAACCCAAGUCCCAUGAAGCCUUCUAUGCCAGGGCGAGGGCGAAGAGAAACAGCAGGCAGUUCGUGGCAGCGCUGGCGGACUUGCAGGAGGCGGUGAAGCUCUGUCCCAACAAUCAGGAAAUCAAGCGGCUCCUGGCCCGCGUGGAAGAGGAGUGCAAGCAGCUACAGAGGAGCCAACAGCAGAAACAGCCGGGCCCGCCGCCGGCUCCUCACAACGACUCGGACAAUGAAGAGGAGGCCCCGGCCGCUGGCCUCGACGACCGCUUCGAUCUCGAGGAGGUGGAAGAGGAAGAAACGUCUCCCCCCGAGGAGCCCAUCUCCCCGCCGCCCAGGUGCCAGCCGUCGCCAUACAUCCGGAACCUUCAAGAAGGGCUACAGUCCAAAGGCCGGCCGGGCUCGCCCCAGAGCAGGGCCGCCGUGGGCAAGCCACCGCGGGAGCCCGUGGCCCAGCCGGGGCUCAUCCUGCAGCCCAGCAAACAGGCGCAGAUCGUGAAGACGAGCCCGCGGCCAGCACCCGGACCCGGAGCGAGGGGCGUGCCCCAGAACCCUCCGCCGAGUCCCAUGCCCCCUCGGAUCUCUGCAGCCACGGCGGGCAGAAGCCAGCACGUGGAGGUAGCGGGCCUAGUCCCCGCGGGCGCGGGCUGUAGCCACGGAGGGGAGCGGCGCGGCCCCAGCCACCACGCUCAGCUGUCCGGCCAGGUGAAAGCCCCGGGGGCUGUGGACGCGGCCUCCCUGGCCAGUUCCGGCUCUUCGGGGUCUCCCUGCAGCAGCAUAAAGAUGUCAAGUUCAACCAGCAGUUUGACUUCAAGCAGCAGCUUCUCCGACGGCUUCAAGGUCCAAGGUGCAGACGCGCGGAUGAAAGACAAGGCUGGCCACCAGGUCCCCGGUGGCACGGCGGAGCACAGGCCCCGCAACACCCCGUUCAUGGGCAUCAUGGACAAGACGGCCCGGUUCCAGCCGCAGAGCCACCCCACGCACCGCACCUGGCACUGCCAGGGCACCGAGGGGCUCCUGCCGGGCCCGGCCCCUGCAGCUGGCCUGCAGGCCUCGAACUCUGAGAAGCCCCCGCUCAAGCCCGGAGGCACCUACGCUAACCAAGCCAAAGCCUGCCCAAUGCCCACACUGGGUGGCAGCGUCCGCAAUGGGGCGCAGGGGAAGCAGCUGGAAGAGGCCCCCUGUCAGGACAGCAGGGUCGCCAAGGGCGUCUCUCACCUGUAUCACGAAGGCCUGGUGAAGCCGCAGCCUCACGCUGGCGGCGAGGCACACAGGAGCCACCUGCCCUCAGGCAAACCGAAGCGAUCGUUCAUCGAGUCCAACGUGUGAGCCCGCGCUGCACCUGGAGGCCAGCGUGCGCCUGGGGGCGGAGCAUCCCAUGGGCUCAUUCGUUUAACACACACACAACUUUUUAGCUGUAUUUUUUUCCUUUCUUCCUCUGGGGUGAAUCCAGUGUUACUGAUAUAUUUAAAAAUAUGGAAUAAAACUUAUGUUAUAAAGAGCUAGAAGCCACCUUAAAUAAGAACAAGAAACGGAAUCGAAAAUAAUAAUUAGCUGUACCUAUCAACUUCAAAAUGUAAGACAGCCAAGCAGAUAUUAACUCGUGCUUUUCUCCUGAAAUGAUUUGGUUUUAAUCACUUUUCUCGUAGCUUUUGCUAUGUGGCAAAAUCAGUAUUUGCUUAGAGAAUACAAAUGCCCACUGACAGAGAAGGGUAGGUGUAACUCAUGGUGUAAAGUCCAUGUAAAGUCUUCUGAAAAAGAAUUUUCAAGUUGCAGUCCACUGAGUCAGAUCCCGAUUUUAUUUAUACAUGUAAGAGCAUAAAACUAGGACCUGAGUGAUUUCUAGCUAAAUAUGACUGUAAACAUAGUAGGGUUGUUUUUUUUUUUUUUUUUUGCUUUUUUCAAAAGCAAAAUAUGAGAAUAUGCAAGUAUUGAUCCCUUGAUAGCAAUUCCUUUAAGAGGAUUGUACACUUAUUUCCAUCCUAUGGGUCUUCAUAAGAUACUUAGAGCACCUUUUUGAAGCUGUAUUUGUGCCUCAAGGUGUUCUGGAUAUUGGGAACAGUAUGGAAGCUGUUUGCAGUCGGGACUGGUAGCAAGCUGGGGCCUUGCGGCAGUGCCAAGCGCAGUGUUCUCUGGCACUUGGAGACGAGCUCUCGCCUGGCUCCAGAACCACUGGGGACAAUGACAGUGCUCCUGGAGCAAGCCUUCCACGGUCCUCUAAGGACAGCAGUAAAUCUGGACACUUAAAAGGUAUGGCUGGUCAUUGCUCCUGCCUUAUCAUACAAUCAUUCCCUUAUGGGUACAUGCCAUUUAUAUGAAGUAGCCCAGUUUUCUCCAGACUUGUAAAUAGAAGGAUUUCAAGGUAGUUCAUUUACAAAGAGAGCCCCAGUCACACAUCUGCAUGUUCUCUGUCCGCUUCCCCCAUGCUGGGACUGCACUGAAUGGCGUUAGGGCAUGCUAGCAGUGUACCAGUAAGGCACUUUAUCUCAUUAUACGAACACCUCUGAGGUGCUACGCAAGUCCAACCUGAUGUAUUAUCCACUUGUAAAGUUAAGGUACAGGAAUGAACCUUGGUUAAAAGGUAUUUUUCUAUGAAAAUGGGUGUUAUUGGAGGAUGUUAAAAACGCUAGUUUGAAAGAGGUGGGAGAGUAUUUGUUUUCUAUGUUGGGAUGUGAAGUUUAUUUUCUAGAACCAGGGAGAAGGAAGUUCUAUAUUUGCAGAAUGUUUUAAUGCGUUGUCGCGGUGACGUUCCCGUGAGCAGCAUCGCAGUUCGCACGGCAGGACUGUGGCGUGCCUCCCGGCCCCGUGUACAGCGUGCUGCGGACAAGUGGCCGGCCCCUUUUUUACGAGCUUUCCGUGAGGUCUGCUAUUACUGUGGCUUAUUUAUUGUUUUCUUUAAUAUUUGUGAAAGUCUUACUCUUUUGUUACGUAGUUUUGUUUCUGCACAACUACUGUACUUUUCCAUCCAGAAUAAAGACUGUUAAUAGAA
Oryctolagus cuniculus (rabbit) is the source of this 12393-nucleotide messenger RNA. It is a transcript of the gene TANC1, whose product is annotated as tetratricopeptide repeat, ankyrin repeat and coiled-coil containing 1. NCBI's taxonomy places the organism in Eukaryota, Metazoa, Chordata, Mammalia, Lagomorpha, Leporidae. The record is from RefSeq and is a predicted model, not a curated record. Gene Ontology annotation, cellular component: glutamatergic synapse. Gene Ontology annotation, biological process: regulation of postsynapse organization. Gene Ontology annotation, molecular function: protein binding.